AUGCGUUUAUCCCAAUUCAGCCCGAUUUUCAGGCGAAGCUUUUGUUCUUCUUCUCGGUAUUGCUCAGACUUUUCUCAUGUAGUGAUUGGAGGAGGGGUGGUAGGAACAGCAAUUGCUGCUGAGCUACUGGAAGUUGCUGGCAACAGCGUUCUCCUUGUUGAAAAGAAUGAAGAUUUGGGCAUGGAAACCACCUCAAGGAAUUCGGAAGUGAUACAUGCUGGGUUGUACUACCCUCAACUCAGUCUCAAGGGACAACUCUGUAUCCGAGGAAAGAACAAAAUCUACGAAGCCAAUGACAAGGGACUCUUUCAAGUGGCACUACAGAAGUGCGGAAAGUGGGUAGUUGCACAGAAUGAACUGGAGGAAGCAUAUUUGGAAAAGCUUUAUCAGAAUAGUCGGGAUCUUGGAGUUCCAGUGUCCAUGAUUUCUGCUUCUGAAGCUAAGCGCAAGUAUCCGUUGAUAAGGGCUGAAGCUGGGGCUCUAAAUAGUCCUACAACGGGUAUCAUUUCAGCACAUGAGUUGACAACCUUCUAUCAGAGUAAAGUAGAAAAUAACGAUGGAACAAUUGCCCUUAACACCAGAGUAGUUGACAUUGGCCCUAAUUUGGCCACACCCAACUAUACCUUAAGAUUAGUUGAUAUAGAAGGUUCAGAUAUGGAAGUCACCACUGACAAUGUCGUCAAUUCUGCAGGUCUCUAUGCUCAGAAAAUAGCCAAUCUAGUGCUACCUCCAGAUAGACAGUACCAAAGUUACUUUGCUAAAGGUAGCUAUUUCAGUUUCCAGCCAGAAGUAGCCUUAAGCCACAGCAAGAUCACGGACAAGUUAAUCUAUCCAUGUCCAAACCCCAAUGCUUCAUCUCUAGGUACACAUUUGACACUAGAUUUGGGUGGACAAAUCAGAUUUGGCCCUGACCUCGAAUGGCUUGAUAUAGAGGAUGCUUCUGAGAUAGACUACCGGGCAAGCACAAACAAUUUGGAUGCCGCAUACAAAGCAAUUCAGACAUAUUUUCCUAGCGUGACACCAGGCUCACUUCAACCAUCUUACUCUGGAGUGAGACCAAAGUUAUUGUCGGCAGCAGACAGCAAAAAGCACUUUGCCGAUUUUGUUAUCAAAGAAGAAGAUGGAUUCCCUGGAUUUGUCAAUUUGUUGGGUAUUGAGAGUCCGGGAUUGACUGCCUCUUGGGCUAUUGCUGACUAUGUAAAAGAAAUAUACCAUGGAUAG
This is a messenger RNA of Scheffersomyces stipitis CBS 6054, 1221 nucleotides long. RefSeq lists its product as uncharacterized. Lineage: Eukaryota; Fungi; Ascomycota; Pichiomycetes; Serinales; Debaryomycetaceae. The coding region runs from base 1 to 1221 and encodes 406 amino acids. The record is from RefSeq and is a predicted model, not a curated record. The transcript has a single exon. Gene Ontology annotation, cellular component: mitochondrion. Gene Ontology annotation, molecular function: (S)-2-hydroxyglutarate dehydrogenase activity; (S)-2-hydroxy-acid oxidase activity.